AUGUCGGGUCAGUUGCGCUACGACGGCCAGGUCGCCGUCAUCACUGGCGCCGGUGGUGGUUUGGGGAAAGCAUAUGCCACAUUCUUCGCCUCGAGAGGAGCUAAGGUCGUUGUCAACGACCUCGGUGGCUCCUUCAAGGGUGAGGGUAACUCGACAAAGGCCGCCGAUGUAGUCGUUAACGAAAUCAAGGCCGCCGGCGGCGAGGCCGUAGCCAACUACGACAGCGUGGCAGACGGCGACAAGAUCAUCGAAACCGCUAUCAAGGCGUUCGGCCGCAUUGACAUCCUCAUCAACAAUGCCGGCAUCCUACGCGAUGUCAGCUUUAAGAAUAUGACAGAUGCCGACUGGGAUUUAAUUAUGACUGUGCACGUCAAGGGUGCCUACAAGUGUGCCCGCGCUGCCUGGCCUCACUUCCGGAAGCAGAAGUACGGCCGUGUCAUCAACACCGCCUCUGCUGCCGGUCUAUUCGGCAACUUCGGCCAGGCCAAUUACUCCGCCGGCAAGCUGGCCAUGGUUGGUUUCACAGAGACCCUCGCUAAGGAGGGCGCUAAGUAUAACAUUGUUUGCAAUGUCAUUGCACCUAUUGCUGCCAGCCGCAUGACUGAGACUGUUAUGCCUCCGGAGAUGUUGGAGAACUUAAAACCAGAUUGGGUUGUGCCCCUCGUCGCUGUCUUAGUACAUAAGGACAACACCAGCGAGAAUGGCUCCAUCUUCGAGGCCGGUGGUGGCCACGUUGCCAAAUUCAGAUGGGAGCGUUCAAGUGGUCUGCUGCUCAAGGCCGACGAGAGUUACACAGCCAGCGCCAUAAUCAAGCAGUGGAGCAAAGUGUCCGACUUCUCAAAUCCCCAAUAUCCUUCUGGGGUCAAUGACUUCGUAGGUCUUCUGGAGGAAUCCAUGAAGCUAGGUCCCAGCCCUCAAGGGGAGAAGAUUGACUUCACAGGGCGCGUAGCUUUGGUAACUGGUGGUGGGGCAGGUAUUGGCCGUGCCUACUGUCUCGCCUUUGCCAAGGCUGGUGCGUCAGUUGUCGUCAAUGAUCUUGUGAACCCGGAUACUGUUGUGGAGGAGAUUAAGAAGAUGGGCGGCAAGGCGGCUGGUGUCAAGGCUUCUUCCGAAGAUGGCGACAAGGUCGUCAAGGGUGCUAUUGAUACCUUUGGCCGACUCGACAUUGUUGUUAACAAUGCUGGCAUACUACGAGACAAGGCAUUCGCCAAUAUGGACGACAGUCUAUGGGACCCGGUUCUGAACGUACAUCUCCGAGGUACUUACAAGGUCACCAAAGCUGCUUGGCCCUACUUCCUUAAACAGAAAUACGGACGCAUCAUCAAUACCACCUCGACAAGUGGCAUCUAUGGUAACUUCGGCCAGGCGAACUAUGCUGCAGCUAAAUUAGGUAUUCUAGGCUUGUCCCGAGCUCUCGCGCUUGAAGGUGCCAAGUAUAACAUUUAUGUUAAUACCAUCGCACCCAACGCUGGAACGGCAAUGACAGCCACAAUUCUACCACCAGACCUAGUACAAGCUUUCAAACCUGACUACAUAGCCCCUCUUGUCCUUGCUCUUUCUAGCGACAAGAUCCCCGAAAACCCCACUGGCGGCCUAUACGAAGUUGGUUCCGGUUGGUGUGGACGGACUAGGUGGCAGCGUUCCGGCGGUGUUGGUUUCCCUCUUGAUGUGAAGCUAGAGCCCGAGGAAGUCCUUAAAACUUGGUCUAAGAUCGUCGAAUUCGACGAUGGCCGGGCAGAUAAUCCUGAAAAGACAUCGUCUUCAAUAGAGAAGGUUAUGGCAAACCUAAAUAACAAGCGAGGAAAAUCUAAGCAAUCUAGCGAGAGCAACCAAUAUCUCGAAGCGCAGGAGAAGGCCAAGAAGGCGAAAUCUGAGCCAACCGAGUUCAGCUACACAGACCGUGAUUCAAUGUUGUAUAAUCUGGGAAUUGGCGCCAAGCGCACCGAUCUUCGUUAUGUCUUUGAGGGCCAUGAGGACUUUCAAGUGCUCCCAACAUAUGGUGUUAUUCCACAGUUCGAUACAAACAUGCCCUUCAGCUUCGACGAUGUGGUCCCUAACUUUUCACCUAUGAUGCUGCUCCACGGCGAACAGUAUCUUGAAGUCAAGAAAUAUCCCAUUCCCACAGCGGCAAGAACAAAGAACAUUGGCAAGUUAAUCGAGGUGGUCGAUAAGGGCUCUGCCGCCAUCCUAAAGAGCGGCGUUACCACCGUCAAUGCUGAAAAUGGAGAAGAGCUCUUCUACAAUGAAUCAACAGUAUUUCUCCGAGGAUGCGGUGGGUUUGGUGGCCAAAAGAAGCCCGCUGACCGUGGUCCCGCCACCGCCACCAACAUUCCUCCCAAACGGGCCCCUGAUGUCGUUGUCGAAUCAAAAACAACGCCUGAGCAGGCUGCCAUCUACCGCUUGAGUGGUGACUACAACCCUCUUCACAUCGAUCCGAGCUUUGCGAAGAUGGGCGGAUUCAAGGAACCCAUCCUACAUGGACUAUGCUUCAUGGGAAUUGCCGGCAAGGCCGUCUACGAAAGCUUCGGUCCUUACAAGAACGUCAAGGUCCGAUUCGCCGGCUCUGUGUUCCCUGGCCAAACGCUCGUGACGGAGAUGUGGAAGGAAGGAAGUGGUAAGGUCAUCUUCCAGGCCAAGGUCAAGGAAACGGGCAAACUCGCCAUUUCUGGUGCCGCUGCUGAGUUGGUGGAUGGCUCGAAGGGUGGGAAAUUGUAG
Messenger RNA from Xylaria bambusicola, 2715 nucleotides. RefSeq lists its product as uncharacterized. The coding region runs from base 1 to 2715 and encodes 904 amino acids. Gene Ontology annotation, molecular function: oxidoreductase activity. The transcript is spliced from 5 exons. NCBI's taxonomy places the organism in Eukaryota, Fungi, Ascomycota, Sordariomycetes, Xylariales, Xylariaceae. The record is from RefSeq and is a predicted model, not a curated record.